AGAGUGAGAGACUAUAAAAUCCUUUCGGUCAUUAAUCAGGCGCUGAACUGGACCAGCACAGAAGUUUUGGCGCGGCCCCACAGUCUCCGGCUUCACACACAGCACGUCAGCUCAUCUGAUGGUCCGCACUUUGUCUGACACGGGAUUAAAGGGACCUGAUUCCGCGGCGAAAUGCCCCCAAAAGAGCCACAUCUGACCGGAAUACAUCCACUGACUGCAGCUUUAUGAGAUUCUAGAAUCGGAAAUGUUGCUGAGGGGAAACCCGGGGAGAGGAGUGGGGAUUUGCCUUCUGCUACUGGCUCUCGUACACGAGGCAACGGGCCAGAGAAAAAAAGCAGGACAAAGGAACAACUACAGGCUGCAUGAUGAUGGCGUAGGAGAUGGUCGGACAUGUUUACUGGAGGUGGUCUUCAUCCUGGACAGCUCUGAGAGUGCAAAAAUAUUCCUGUUUGAGAAGCAGAAGUCCUUUGUCUUGGGCUUUAGCACACGGCUCUCCAUGCUGCAAGUUGGAGGCUGGACGCUACAGGUGCGAAUGGCUGCGCUUCAGUACAGCAGCUCCGUGUCCAUAGAGCAACGAUUCUCAGCCUGGAAAGACCUAGAUUCAUUCCACGGUCAAGUCAGCACCAUGAACUACAUUGGCCACGGCACCUACACCACCUAUGCCAUCGCCAAUGCCUCGCAGCUGCUGGUGCAGGAGACGCUGGCAGACAGCAUCAGGGUUGUAGUUCUGAUGACAGACGGGGUUGACCAUCCCCGCAACCCUGAUGUGAUCGCAGCUGCAACAGAGGCCAAAGGUCAUGGCAUUAAGUUCUUCACUGUGGGGUUAUCGGAUGUCUCUCGGCAGAGUCAGAAUAACGCCAAACUCCGAGCCAUUGCUAGCACGCCCGCUCAGCAGUUUGUCCAGAGUCUUCUUGAUGCUCAGCUGGAAGAGAAGCUGCUCAAAGAGAUGGGUGCAGUCGCACUUGAGGAGUGUCCACAAGCCCAAGUGUGUUUGUGUGAAACAGGAGCGAGAGGCCCUCCUGGAAGUCCGGGUAGAAAGGGAGACUCUGGCUUCAGAGGGCCACCUGGUUUAAAAGGAGCGAGGGGGGAGUCUGGAUUGAACGGUCGACCUGGAAGUGAUGGUCUAGAGGGUCGUCCAGGUUACAAGGGCAACAAAGGGGAGAGAGGAGACUGUGGCACUCAAGGAGAAAAGGGUCACAACGGACCUGAGGGACCUCCAGGCCCACGAGGUUCCCAAGGAGAACAGGGUUCAGUCGGACAACCAGGAGACAUGGGUCCUGAGGGACCAGCAGGAUCUAAAGGAGACAGGGGACCCAGUGGCGUCCCUGGUCCAGCAGGGGACAUUGGUAUUGGAUUCCCAGGAGACAAGGGUGAAAAAGGUAUCCAUGGAAGACCAGGUCCCACAGGUCCUGCUGGGAUAGGAGAACCAGGACUACCAGGUUCUCCAGGACCACCCGGAGCACAAGGAUAUCCUGGACCGCCUGGAGAAGGGUUUGCGGGACCAAAGGGUGAUCAAGGAUAUCAGGGUGCAAGGGGCAAUCGUGGGCCCCCCGGUGUCGGGGUCAAAGGUGACAAGGGCAGUCUCGGACCACCUGGGAUUCCAGGUCCAAUUGGAGCUCCUGGUUCAGGACUUCAAGGAGAAAAGGGUGAUCAAGGCCAGGCUGGACCUGCAGGACCCAGAGGAGCGCCAGGUAUCGGAAUAACAGGACCUAAGGGGAUUCAGGGCUUCACAGGUGAGCCUGGACUGCCAGGUGAGAGAGGGCUGGGAGAGCCAGGACCCAAAGGUGACCCAGGGGCUGAGGGGUUACCAGGUAUACCAGGUCAACCAGGAGAGGAUGGAGCCCCGGGACAAAAGGGCGAUCUUGGGUUACCUGGACCCAGGGGACCGGACGGGGCUCCGGGUAAAGGCGUCCCCGGAGGGAAGGGAGACAGAGGGGACCGGGGCACCAGAGGCCUGUCAGGUGCAGUUGGUCCUGUGGGGCCAAUGGGGUUGAAGGGUGAACCAGGAAGUGUCGGGACACCUGGCUCAACAGGACCGCCAGGGAGGGGUAUACCUGGUGCCAAGGGUGAAACGGGUCGACAAGGUCCAGCUGGGGCCGUGGGAGAACCAGGGAUGGGUUUAGCUGGGCCUAAGGGCGACAGAGGGUCACCAGGACCUGCUGGCCCAUCUGGACUGAAAGGUGAAGGCUUCCCUGGUCCUCCAGGACUUCCAGGGCCUCCUGGGAUGAUCGGAGAGAUCGGACAAGAAAGUGUUGGUUUACCUGGACCAAAGGGAGACAGAGGUUUACCUGGACCUCCUGGACCUGCAGGGCCAGCAGGAAUCGGUCUCAUUGGUCCCAAGGGUUCAGUUGGCCAAACAGGACCACUGGGUCCACAGGGUUUACCUGGAGAGGGCAUUCAAGGACAAAAGGGGGAGCCUGGAUUUCAGGGGAUCUUAGGCCCUAGAGGUCCACCUGGACAAGGUCUGCAGGGGGACAAGGGGGACCGAGGGUUGAGAGGGGAGAAGGGCAAUAAGGGAGGCGGGGGAGGACCUGGACUACCAGGACCCAUCGGACCUCUGGGUAGAGUGGGACAGAAGGGAGAGCCUGGACUUACCAGGGAGGAAAUCAUCAAAAUAGUGAGAUCCAUAUGCAGUUGUGGAGUGACCUGCCGCCAAACCCCCUUGGAGCUCGUCUUCGUGAUCGACAGCUCGGAGAGCGUCGGCCCCGAGAACUUCAACGUGAUUAAGGACUUUGUGAACGCUCUGAUCGACCGGGCUUCCGUCCGCCGAGAUACCACGCGGGUCGGCGUGGUCCUCUACAGCCACCUCAACGCAGUGGUGCUCAGCCUGGGACAGGAAGCCACCCGUGACGAGAUCAAGUCGGCGGUGCGCUCCAUGACCUACAUGGGCGAGGGCACGUUCACCGGCAGUGCCAUCCAGCAGGCCAGCCAGGUGUUCAAGGCAGCGCGGCCAGGUGUGAGGAAGGUGGCCGUCAUCAUCACAGACGGACAGGCUGAUAAGAGGGACUCGGUCAGCCUGGAGAGGGCGGUGACAGAAGCUCAAAGGAGCAACAUCGAGAUGUUUGUGAUCGGGGUGGUGAACGGGAGCGACCCUUUGUAUGAGGAGUUCAAGAAGGAGCUGUACCUCAUGGCCUCGGACCCCGACAGCGACCACGUGUACCUGAUCGAUGAGUUCAAAACGCUGCCAGAUCUGGAAAGAAAAUUACUUGGCCGCAUCUGUGAAGACGGAGAGAAACAUUUGUUCAGCUCCAUCCCGAGCUCCAGACUUCCUCCGGGAAUCCCAGAGGCCUCUUCCGGUAACGUCCGGGAACCGCCGUACAGGACCGACACAGACACGCCCACCUUCACAGGAGACGCCAGGAGAGUUCAGACGGCGCCUGGACCUCCAGCCUCUCACCUUGACAAAGAAGCCGUCUCUCCACAGAGACCCAAGCCGGACACCAGAACCUCCACAGACAUUCAGAGAUUUCCGUUCUUCGACUGGGAGCCCUUCAGGCCCGUAACAGAGCUCCUCCCCCGGUUUGAGGUUAAGAAUCCCCCACCCAAUACGGUGGUGACCGGAUCCACCGGGCCAGCUGGUCCCACGCUGAAGGCCCCGCUGCCGUCUCCUCUGACCCCCCCACUGUUGACCCCUGACACCCAUGCUUCAGCGGAGCGGUGCAGCCAGAUCCUGGAUCCAGGGCCGUGUCGCGACUACGUGGUGAAGUGGUACUACGAUGCCACGGCGAAUUCCUGCGCUCAGUUCUGGUUCGGAGGUUGUCUGGGAAACAGCAACCAGUUUGAGACCGAGAGGAGCUGCAGAGAAGCCUGCUUCAGGGUCUGACAUGACCACACGGCAGCGGACCCAAGUUCUUAAAUGCUCAUACAACUCUCAGCUCUGACUUUGCAAAGUUCACCGCAGCAUCAGUGCCUCAGUAUUUUUCAUGUGGCUGUGACAUGAAUAUGGAAACAAAACAGCAAAUGGUUUAAAUGCAUUAUUAUAAACAUAAUAAGUCAAAGAUGUAGAGUUUGGGGUUUUAAAUUUAAAUCCUUUUCCUGUUGGUUCGAGGAUUUUUUUUAUUAAUAGUGUGAAACAAGCCAAGUUAAUGAGACGUUACUUACAGUGUUGAGCAGUUGUGUGUUAAAAUAAAAACAAACUUUUUAACCACUAACAUUUCUAUUUUGGAAAAGUAAUGAUGUAUUUUUUUACUUAAUGUCUUAAGAUUUUUAUGUUUGUGUUUAUUAAUACUGUGUAAUAUCAUUGAAGAGAAAAAAAAAAGAGCAAAUAAACU
Molecule: messenger RNA, 4271 nt
Organism: Scophthalmus maximus (turbot)
Lineage: Eukaryota; Metazoa; Chordata; Actinopteri; Pleuronectiformes; Scophthalmidae
Gene: col28a1b
Product: collagen, type XXVIII, alpha 1b
Exons: 35
Coding region: 245-3823 (1192 amino acids)
Molecular function (GO): serine-type endopeptidase inhibitor activity
Source: RefSeq, a predicted model, not a curated record